GCCGGGCCGGCCCGCCCUGCCCUGCCCGGCUCUCCGGCGGCGCCGAUGGGGCUGCGGGCCUGGCUGCGAUCGCUCGGCUGCUGCGGCUGCUGCGGCGGGGAGGCGGCGGCGCCCGAGAAGGAGCCCCUGCUCAGUAACAACAACCCCUACACGUCCUUUGGAGCCACCCUGGCCCGGGAUGAGGAGCAGAACCUGUGGAGCACCCCCCACGAUGUGACCCACACCGAGGCUGAUGAUGACCGUGUGCUCUACAACAUGAUUGUGGUCAGGAACCAGCUGGACAAAGACUCAGAGGAGUGGCAGAAGCUCAACUAUGACAUUUACACCUUACGGCAGACCCGGAAGGAAGUGAGGAGCAGGUGGAAACACAUUUUGGAGGAUUUAGGUUUCCAGAAGGAAGCAGAUUCCCUCUUGUCAGUGACCAAGCUCAGCAUCAUCAGUGACUCUCAGAACAUGAGCAAAGCCCGGGACAUCUUGUUAAAGCUCUCGGAGGAGACCAACAUCUUCCCGACCAGCUGGGAGCUCUCUGAGCGCUACCUCUUCGUGGUGGACCGGCUGAUCGCCCUGGACGCUGCGGACGAGUUUUUCCGGAUGGCCAGCGCGGUGUAUCCCAAGCGGGACAGGGCAGAUGAGGGCCCCAGGCCCCUGCAGAGUGUGCUGGCUGCAGUGCCCUGAGCAGUGGAAGUGCCUGUGCAGCACAGUGAGGCUCUGCAGGCAGGGGUCAGGAGUGCCCUCCCUGUUUCCCUGUGGAGGAGCGAGCUGUGCCCAGCUGGAAAGGAGAGCGCUGGCCCCGAGGUGCUCCCAGGCAUGGGCAGUGAGAGCUGCCCUGGAACAGCCCUGGUGGGCCAGCAGUGUGUGUUGAAGGCAUUGGGAGGAGCUGCCAUGCAAGGCGUUGCUGCCAGGAGCUGCAAAGGUUCCAAGGAAAGCCAGGAAAUCCAGCUUUCCACCUUCCUUUGAGUCCCCUCCCCUGAGCCUGCGAGCCUGGAAGAAAAACACCUGCAUCAUCUACAGCUCUGUGACUGCUCCUCUUCCUCACCUCCAGGCAGCUCCCAGGGAAUCUGGGAAAGAGGCAGGAGCUGUGCCAGGACAGGAUUUAAUUCAGCAGCGUCACAGUUGGGUGCUCCAUCCCCAGCCAUUAGUGGCUGAGGGAUGUUUGUGUCAGGGGUGCUCAGCUUGACAUCUCACAAGAAGGUGGAGUUCAGGAAGGUGCCAAGUUCAGAGCUGCUGAGAAUUUGGCUCCUGGAACAUCAGUUGCCCAGCAUCUCGUUCUAUUUUGGAAAGUUUUGGUCUUAAUUGCCUAAAAAAAUCUCCAGCACAAAGCUGCACGUACUGGCAAUAUAAAAAUCCUCAUUACCAGCAGGGAUGGUAUAAUGAACAUCCUUUUUAUCCUGGGGUUUUGACUGAUAAUGAGCAAUAAUUUUGAAAACACUGGAUUUGAUAAUUUAAAAACAAGUGGAAGUUCUUCACUGAUAAACACACAUGCUGCUAAUUGGCCAGUUGAAAAUGCUGGUUACACAGGGCCUCCCAAAGUAGCAAACCAGAGCUUUUAUUUGUUUUUACCUACAGCAUUUGAAAAUAAAUAUAUUUAUGAGCUGUUGCUGUUUGUCAGUCUUCCUGGGAAACGUUUUUGUCAACUCAGAACAGCAGUGAAAGCUGAGUUUAAUAAAGAAAACAUUAC
This is a messenger RNA of Oenanthe melanoleuca, 1678 nucleotides long. It is a transcript of the gene MREG, whose product is annotated as melanoregulin. Gene Ontology annotation, cellular component: melanosome. Lineage: Eukaryota; Metazoa; Chordata; Aves; Passeriformes; Muscicapidae. Bases 46 to 675 code for a protein of 209 amino acids. The record is from RefSeq and is a predicted model, not a curated record. Gene Ontology annotation, biological process: melanosome transport; melanocyte differentiation. The transcript is spliced from 5 exons.